AUGGUCAAGAAGCGAGCGAACAACGGUCGCAACAAGUCGGGCCGCGGCCACGUCAAGCCCAUCCGAUGCAGCAACUGCUCGCGCUGCACGCCCAAGGACAAGGCCAUCAAGAGAAUCACCAUCCGAAACAUGGUCGAGUCCGCCGCUAUUCGUGAUAUCUCCGACGCCUCUGUGUUCGCCGACUACGCCGUCCCCAAGAUGUACCUCAAGCUCCAGUACUGCGUCUCGUGCGCCAUUCACGGCAAGAUUGUGCGUGUCCGAUCGCGGGAAGGCCGCCGAAACCGCGCCCCUCCCCCAAGAAUCCGAUACAACAAGGACGGCAAGAAGGUCAACCCCCAGCAGGCUGCCAAGGCUUUGUAA
This is a messenger RNA of Exophiala dermatitidis NIH/UT8656, 360 nucleotides long. Its product is annotated as 40S ribosomal protein S26E. The record is from RefSeq and is a predicted model, not a curated record. Gene Ontology annotation, cellular component: ribosome; cytosolic small ribosomal subunit. NCBI's taxonomy places the organism in Eukaryota, Fungi, Ascomycota, Eurotiomycetes, Chaetothyriales, Herpotrichiellaceae. The transcript has 2 exons. Gene Ontology annotation, biological process: translation. The coding region runs from base 1 to 360 and encodes 119 amino acids. Gene Ontology annotation, molecular function: structural constituent of ribosome; mRNA binding.